ACAGCUUGAGGUGGAAAGGAAAAGCUAAGAGUGAUGAAAAGCUUCUGGUCCAGUUGCUGAAUCAAAGCACCAUCUGACAGGAAGCAGGGCUGGGAUCUGGACUGCUUAGGUUUCGUUUCCUUAAUAAUGAUUCCUGCAGUCCGAACUGUAUCUGCAUGGAGGCUGAUGUCUGCAGACUUUCUUCUGGAGAAGACCUUCUGACUGGCCUUCCUCUAGCUGUAAACACUUUUGGAAAGCUCCACACCCGGAGGAAAGACCGCGUUGAUCAGGAAGUGAUCUGCAGUCGCAGCAACACAGAAGCCUUAAAGUAGGUGGAUCAUCACUGGUGAUGAGUAACCAUGAAGUGAACUGCGUUUCUGAAGAGGGAACCAGAGCAACUAUGGCACAGAAAGAUCAAUUCAAAGAGGAGGAUCUGCCUUCUGACAUUAACAACUGGACCAAACAUCAAGUGAGAGAUUGGGUUCUACAACUGAAGAAUGUAGAUGUUUCUGUUGCAGAUAUAUUAUUUAAACAAGACAUCAGUGGUCCCAGUCUUUUGCUUUUAGACACAUCAGACCUAAUCAAUAUGGGUGUUACUUUUGGACCGACUAAACUUCUCAUUCACGCCAGGGAGGAGGUGAUCAAGUUAAAAAGCGAGAAGCUAACAAGUUCUGUUAAAAAGCCUGGAAAACCCAGCAAGCCGUAUCCAUUCUGUAGAUACCAUGAUACAUUCAGAUACAUAGAGGGCAGCAUUCUUGAUGUCACAGAAUCAGGUGCCUCAGACUUGAUUGAACCCUGCCAUGAAUAUAAAGCUUUCAUCAACACACCUGAUGAAGCUAAAAUGGACAAGUUCACCUCUGAGGUCAUUCGGUUUGCAGCGGCCUGCAUGAAUAGCCGCACCAACGGUACCAUACAUUUUGGAAUAGGAGACAAGCCAGAUUUUGUACAUGGUCAGGUUUUGGGAGUGGCUGUUAAGGACAAGGAGGCAUACGAAAAUGGCCGAAAAGCAGCUAUUGAUGGUUACUUUGAAUAUAAAUACAAACAUACAGCUCAGAUGUGCAUUAAACCUCCCCGAUUUGUUGAGGUUCUGAACAGAAAUGAAACAUCUUCUGAUAAAUGUGUGAUUGAAGUGGACAUUGAGCCUCAGUCUGCCAUCUGUGAAGAUAACAUCUACCACACCUAUAUCACAAAAAAAGGCAAGAAAAAGACCAAAGAAACUGAAUCACAACCAUCAAAGUGUUUUUACAUCCGAGAUGGUGGCAGCAGCAGAGACCUUGUUGCCCCAACUACCUCCUCCAAAGCCAUGGUAGUGUACAAGCGGUUCAUUGACCAAAUGGCUCAACUAUCACAGUUCCGCAAGAAUGCAGAGGAGAAACAUUUUAAAAGAAUAAAAAGCACAACUCAAGGCUCAAACCUAACUCACAUGAUAACCGGUGGAACCUUGUCAUUAGAUAAGUCUCACUUUGAGCGUUAUAUUAUCGUGACAAACAAAUCUCAUCAAAGCCAUCUUGAAAAUCUGGGAUUCCUCAUAGAGCUCGACCCAACAGCUGUUUUAGACUUUGAUCCUGAGUCAGCUCAACAUGGAUUACAGACUUACUUUGACCAGCAGAGCUCAGUGACCCCACAUUUACCAGCAAAAUAUAAAAUCACAGAAGGAGUUGAAGAUAUAGCUAACAAGUUGAAAUUAACUCGAAACACCAGCUGGGUGUUCUGCAAUGGAGGUAUUGAGCGUGAGACACCCUCAGACAUUGACCAGUGGUUGAUGGACAAGGGCGCCUCGGUUCGAGACGUGAUUUCUUUCUUGUGCCGGAAAGAUGUGCUUCCAAACAAAAGGUUUCUUGUCAUUUUCUUACUUUUGUCAACUGUGAGGGAGAAAAUGGACCCCCUUGUUGAGACUUUCAGUACUUUCUGGCAGGAGCUGAGAGGCACAGACCAAAUCCUCUGUCUAUGUGACAAUGAAAAUGCAUUUACUUCAUGGAAGGACCUCAUUGAGACUCGGUGUGGAGUCAACAUCUCUGGCAGAUGCAUCUAUGAGCUCAGUUUUGCUGAAGUCAAUGGGACCAUCCUAAGUCUUUGGUCCAAAAACCGCAGAGCCAUUCAGUUCCUACCCUGCGGGGGUGAAAGCAAAGUGCCUCUUGAGAAAAAAUUUGAGCGCAGCCUGAAUGCCUUAGAGGUCCUGUGUGUGAACCAGUGUGAAGGAGGAAAUCAGGACAGAGUUGCCAUAGAGGAGAACUUCUACAAAGGUGGAAACGUCUCAUGGUGGAAUUUCCAUUUCUCUGAGCAGCCUGGAUCAACACCAUUCAUCAAACGAGACAAGUUUGACUACAUCAUGAACGCUGUUAUACCUGAACUAUGUUCCCUAACAAAAGCUUGUGUGCUGCUCAAUCUCCUCCAUGUACCUGGAUGUGGUGGGACAACUUUGGCCAAGCAUGUGUUGUGGGCUCUGCGGGACAAAUUUCGCUGUGCUGUCCUCAGGAAAAACUCAGCCAAAUUAGACUUUGCUGAUGUGGCUGAUCAAGUGAUCAAACUUUUAAUGUAUUCCUAUGAUGAACAAACACCAAGGAUCCCUGUAUUGUUCAUGAUUGAUGACUUUGAUGAUGUGGAGAAGGUUUAUGACUUACAGCAGGUCAUUGAAACUGAGUGCACUGAGAAAAACAUCCAGUCUGCAAAGGUCAUCCUCCUGAACUGUAUGAGAUCAGAGUCCUCUGAGGUGACAGGACAAACUGCAGACACAGUAUUUGUUGGGAACAAUCUUUCUGAGAAGGAAUUGAAGAUGUUUGAGGAAAAAUUUAAAGAAAUAGAAAAAACGCACAAGAACUUUGAAACAUUUUAUGGUUUCAUGAUCAUGAAGAAGAACUUCAAGGCAGAAUAUACUGAAGGUGUGGUCCGGAACACCCUGAAAGGGUUCAACAUGAACCAGAAAAAUGGACAACUCUUAGCUGUCUUGGUUCUACUGAAUGUUUACUGCAGGAGUUCUUCUCUCUCUGUGUCCUUAUGUGAGGACUUUCUUGAUCUUCAACCAAAACCUGUUUGUGGAAGCAUUAAAGUUGAAGAUGGAUUUGGUAAAUUUUCCAACUUUAUUGCCAGCUAUUCUGUUGAAGGAAUGGUAGUCUACAAAGCAGUGAAAAUAAUCCACUCAACUAUUGCAAGGCAAUGUUUGGAGGAACUGACAGCCCAAAACGUGACAAAAGCUGAAAUUACUGACCUUCUGCUGACCACAAACCAGCUUUAUGAGUGCACACAAGGCAAAAGUAAUCUCUUGGAAAAUGUUCGCCACAUUUUGGUCAAACGAAAUUAUUCAUUGGAAGAGGAGUCUCAGUUCUCCCCUCUCAUUCAAGAAAUUGCAAAGGAAACAUCUGGACAGGAAGAGAUGGUGCUAAGAAAUGCCUCAAAAAGAUUUGAGAAAGAUGCAAUCAUCUUCCAAUUGAUGGCCAGGUACUACUACCUGAAAAAGAAGGAUUUCUCUGAGGCAAAGUUUUGGGCAGACAAAGCAAAAGAGCUUUCCGAAGACAGCUCCUAUAUCGCAGACACAUUAGCACAGGUCAUUAAGCAUGAGUUGAAAAAUUUAAUCACAACCUGCAAGGAUGUCAGCCCACAGGAACUGGGUGGUUUUCUCAAAAUGUCCCAGUCAGCAAUGGAAGCAUUCAAGCAAGCACAAAACCUUGCAAAGAAGGAGUCCCUUCAGCGAUUACACAUCAAAACAGACCACCGUCCUUUCAAUACUUCAGGAUGUCUCGGAGAAAUCCAGGUUGGACUACUUGUCAUUGACUUGUUAAAAAAAACCCCGGUAUUUUCUCCUGAUGGUGUCCGCCAUGACAUUCUGAACCAGGUUCUUUCCGGAGAAGUUAAACUGGAGAGCAUAGAGAGAAGUGACCCCCGAUGCAAUAAAAACAGAACCUACUAUGUCAUCCUGAGAAAGUUUGAGGAUCUACUUGAAAACCUCAAGUACAGGAUGAAGUUGAACAUUGACUACCUUGAAAAACUGUAUGUGAAUCUGGGCUCCGGAUUUGGAGUGAAAGACACUUGUGAACAAAUAGCCCAAAAUGAGCUUUUUAGAUGUUUCAGGGAAUACCGAAAAAUGUUUUGUGAGACAGAAUCUGCACAUCUUUUCAAGAAUAAGUUGAUGAAUUUAAAGAUGGACCUCCACCUGGCAAGACAGUUCCUUGAGAGGGAAAAAGCUGAUACCUACUCUGGGAUUCUGAGUUGUCUCUCUAAAGAAAUCUCAACUGAAAGGAUGGAGAAAGUUGUCAGGACGUAUCAGUUUAUUUGCAAACCUAGGCACAACCCAAAACCAAAGGACAAAAUCAACCUCAUCUAUGCCAGUGUUGUGUUGAGUCACUUCAAACUGGAAUCACAAUGUGUCAUGCCUUACCCAGAGCUAAUAAAAAUCCUUGUCCAAGUUCUAAAUGAACCAACUCCAUCAAAUGACAGUUUGCCACUGUUCUUCAUUGCUGUUGUGUUGAUGUGGCCAAUGCCACCAGAUCUGUGGCACAGAGAUCUGGGAAGGCUCAUCUUACAGAUGAAGACUGCUUAUCACAAUGCGCUGAAGGAAGUGUACAAUGGUAAAAGCCCCAUCGUACACUUUGUUUUGGGAAAUAGGCCUGGCUAUAGACGACUUGUGCACAUCAGAGCAAUCCAAAGUUGCUUCACGGAUGCAGAGGAACAGUUUGCUUCUUUGUCGAGAAAUGGCAAAAUCUGGAAAGAGAAGAAGGUGAAAGAGCUUCUUCUUAGGGUCUCAGGUGCAGUGAGUCAUGGUGGAAUACUGGCAGAUACUUUCAUCCCACAUCUGAGGCUGGAAGUGAUUCCAAUGUACCGAAGCCAGAUUAGUGGAUAUGCUGAUGGGUCAAAAGUGUCAUUCUUUCUUGGUUUCUCAAUGAAAGGCCCACUGGCACUAGACAUUGAACCUCAAAGCUAAAGAGUCCCUUUAAACACAUUUUAAUCUCUGAAUUAUGAGUUUGACCGUCUGAUUCCAAACAAAGUAGAAAAUACUACCACAAAAUAUGUUUGUUUCUGUCAGUUUGAUGAUUGUACAGUACUUCCCUCUAAAAUACCCAUCAUUUAGAUACAAGGGGUAGAAAAGGGGUAGAAGGGUAUCAAGGCAAUACAUAACAGACCACGGCUUUUAGGGUUAGGCAGAUGUUCCUGACACUUUUUUGUAGGUAGUAAACAACCUCCACUCUGUCAGCUUUAAUAUCUCAGGCCCUAACAAUCAUGUUUUGGCAUUAACAACUGUUAAUGUAUUCAAAUCCAUAUGCAGAAUGUGAAUGACGACACCUGAAAUAUAAUAUUCUACCACUUUUAAUUCCAAGCAGUUCUCUGAUGUUGUGAUGACUGUUGUGAUCUGAUAUAUUGUGCAGGUCGAGUUGUUUGCAGUGUUUUAUUUAACGGCUAUAUCUUUGGUUGGGCUUGUUUAAAUGAAAUAACCUUUCAGUUACAUAUGAAAUAUUAUGUUUUAACUUUUAUCAUGAAUCAUCUCUUGUGAUUUUGUACAAACUGUAUGUGUUUCUUUUACAUUCCUUGGAAAACAACAAUAAAUGUAGAGUUUUGUUAAAAAUACUCUUAAAUAAAGAUGUGCCGAAAUAUGGCAAGUAGA
Girardinichthys multiradiatus is the source of this 5572-nucleotide messenger RNA. Its product is annotated as sterile alpha motif domain-containing protein 9-like. The transcript is spliced from 4 exons. Gene Ontology annotation, cellular component: cytoplasm. The record is from RefSeq and is a predicted model, not a curated record. The coding region runs from base 329 to 4894 and encodes 1521 amino acids. Gene Ontology annotation, molecular function: protein binding. NCBI's taxonomy places the organism in Eukaryota, Metazoa, Chordata, Actinopteri, Cyprinodontiformes, Goodeidae.